AUGGGAAACCAACCGUCCGCGAUCCUCGACAACAUAGCCUCCGGCUCGAAUUUCGACCGUGAUGAGGUGGACCGCCUGAGAAAGCGGUUCAUGAAGCUGGACAAGGACAACUCAGGCACUAUCGAGCGCGACGAGUUCCUGGCCCUCCCGCAAAUAUCUUCCAACCCCCUCGCAACACGCAUGAUCGCUAUCUUCGACGAGGACGGCGGCGGUGAUGUCGACUUCCAGGAAUUCGUCUCAGGGCUUAGCGCCUUCAGCAGUAAGGGCAAGAAGGAAGAGAAGCUGCGCUUUGCGUUCCGCGUCUACGAUAUUGAUCGCGAUGGGUAUAUCAGCAACGGCGAGCUCUUCAUAGUACUGAAGAUGAUGGUCGGGAGCAAUUUGAAGGACCAACAGUUGCAGCAGAUUGUUGACAAGACGAUUAUGGAGGCCGAUUUGGACCGCGAUGGCAAGAUCAGCUUCGAGGAGUUUACAAAGAUGGUCGAGAACACGGAUGUGUCUAUGAGCAUGACCCUAGACCAGUUCUAGGUCUCCGAUAUGGCAAUCAUGAUUGAAACGGCAUCUUUGGAAGUGACACUUCUCUGGCGAGGCGUUCCUGGUGUUAUGGUCUACCUGGAAUAGGUCUGAAAAUAUUUAAUAUCCUUCAAAGCAGGAUUUGACGUCCCUCCGUAGGGGUUCAGAUUCUCUUGAGGCAAUGACAUGACCAUGAAGUACAUCUGAUCGCUAACGCGACCCAAAUUGCGUUGAUCGAUGCUUAUGCUCCCGUUCG
Dothidotthia symphoricarpi CBS 119687 is the source of this 766-nucleotide messenger RNA. Its product is annotated as EF-hand. The record is from RefSeq and is a predicted model, not a curated record. Gene Ontology annotation, molecular function: calcium ion binding; calcium-dependent protein serine/threonine phosphatase regulator activity. Lineage: Eukaryota; Fungi; Ascomycota; Dothideomycetes; Pleosporales; Dothidotthiaceae. The transcript is spliced from 4 exons. The coding region runs from base 1 to 525 and encodes 174 amino acids.